This is a messenger RNA of Drosophila elegans, 5055 nucleotides long. RefSeq lists its product as uncharacterized. Gene Ontology annotation, molecular function: protein binding. The record is from RefSeq and is a predicted model, not a curated record. Gene Ontology annotation, biological process: cilium assembly. Lineage: Eukaryota; Metazoa; Arthropoda; Insecta; Diptera; Drosophilidae. The transcript is spliced from 9 exons. Gene Ontology annotation, cellular component: axoneme. The coding region runs from base 74 to 4852 and encodes 1592 amino acids.
UAGCAACCCCAGAACUCGUUGACUGGCAGUCGAAGAGCAUUUUAUAAAAUCGGAGGCAUCGAACAGUUCAAACAUGAAUAUUAUCUCGUCGGUUUGUUGGUGCAACGUCUGGGACAAGGACACCAUCGUGAAUGUCGGUCCCGAUGUCCUGUGCCAGCGCAAUGGCAAUGCGAUCAAGUUCGUCCACAUGCAAACAAAGGCUGUAAGUUUUUUCAAGGCGGAGACGGUGGCCACCGGACUGAGUAUCAGUUGUUUUUCCGGACACAACCGCUUUCCACUUUUCGCCUUUGCCGAGGCCGUCCUGCGACCCAAUAUCUACGUGUACCGCUAUCCGGAUAUGUCCAGGUUCAGUUCCAUUCCACCUCACAUGGUAAGCUUCACCGAUAUUCGAUUUUCGGAGCUCGACAUUCUGAUCGCCGUGGGCGGCUAUCCCGACUACUGCAUAUGCGUCUAUAACUACCGCACUGGAGCAUUGGUGCUGGAACACCCCACCAAUGUGCCCACCAUCGAACGCGGCAUUAUCAUCGGUCCCACCUAUCUGCCCGCCAUCGUGCAGCUGAACAAGCAGGAGAUGACCAUCCUGUGCUACGACAUCUGCAUCUUCGAGAAGGAGUCCUUCCUGUACAAGGUGGCCGAGGUGGACUUGGGCAAGGACUACCUGAAGUCCUGCGACGGCUGCAUGACCUUUGGCGACGACAACUGUCUGUACGCCACCAACGACUUUGGGCACCUGCACAUCGUCGACGUGGCCUGUUUCGCCCUGAGGCCCCAGUGGCGCCCCAGUGACGAGGAUGAGAAUGCGGAGAAGUUCCCCCGUCACCAUGGCCUCACCUUACACCGAUCCGGGUUCAUCAUCUGGAACAGCUCGGGCGCCGUCUAUGUGAAGAAGAAGGCAGGGGUCUACAAGGUCGAGUGGGAGCUGGAGGCUCGUCUGCACGAGGUCGUCCGCUUCCUGAGCAACACGAAUGGGGAGGCCUACGCGGAGCGUCGUCCGGGUCACAUUGACCAGGUGAUGAUCGAUCGCAGUGGGGCGGUCUCGCUGGAGUGCGUGGUGCCGACGGGACGACCGGUGCUCACCUUCCGCAUACUGCCGGGUCUUAAGGAGGAGUGCGUGUGCGCGAUGUACGAUGACGGGCUGGCCAUGCUGGACCUGGCCAAGGGCCACACGCUGUGCGAGAUCUCGGUGCCGGGGUCCUCGGCCAUGGGCAACCACCGCAGUCUGGCCAUGGUGGCCGUGGGCACCUUGGACGCCCGCAUCGUGCUCAUCCAUUUUGAGCGGGCCAACCUGCCGCAUGUGCUGUGCGAACUGAAGAUGGAGACGGCGGCCGUGGUCGGACUGGACUACAACGACAGCUGGCUGGUGUUCCAGGACCAGACCAAGUCGCUGCAUGUCGUCCAGGUGGAUACCAGGCCGCACAAGCUGACGCACUACUUCGAGCUGGACCAGCCGGAACUGACCCAGGUGUUCGUGCACACCUUCCUGCUGGCCGACGGACCGCGUCUGUUGGUCUUCAUCAACAGGAAUCACAACCUGAAGCGACCCGGCUUCGCCACCGAACUGUGGCUCUACAACUGGGGCAAGGAUCGGCGCCUGCACAGGCGAGAGUAUGUGCUGCCCAGGGAGUACGGCUUCUUUUGCGUCCAGCCGCCGGUGGGCAGGUGGGCGGUGAUCGAGAUCGUGGCCACCGAGUACAACAGCUUCAACUUCGACCAAUUCGCGCUGAACGAACGGGACGAAUUGCAGUGGAUCGCCUCCACGAAGUCGGGACAUUUUAGCUACAUCCUGGGCGUGGGCAUGACCAAACAUCUGGUCACCUGGAGCUUGGGCGGCAUCCUGGUGCACUUCAAGCAGCACAAGCGGGCCAAGAAGCCGUUCAUGAUCUGCCGAUUCCUCAACAUAGGCAUGCAAACGGAGUUUAUACUCAGGGUGAAGGAGUGCUUCAAUUCCAAAUACCUGCUGAUUCUGCUGGCAAACAAGAGCCUGCGGGUGAUGCGACUGCCCUCGUUGGCGGACUUUGUGCGUGAGAAUGUGGCCCUGCAGUUGCCCGUGGAGGAGGGCAUUGCCUGCUACGUGGAGCAGACGCUCCACAAGGUGGACAUGUUUGUGCCGCUGAGCCUGCGGCAGGAGGUCAAGGAGGAGUAUACGAGGGGUGAUUUGCUGAAGCGGGACAAGCUGUUUGCCAGUAUUAAGGACUUCGCGGCCAAGGUGACGGCGCUGAUCGACUAUGACAUCUCGAAAACGGGCAAAACGCAAGGCAUCUUCAAGAAGUUCUGCUUCCACUACCGCUGGCUGGACGCCCUCACCGAGGAGGCGCACAAGCUGUGCGCCCUGGAGCGCGAAUCGCUGGAGCGGGCCAUUGCCGACCAGGCCCGCAUCCGUGACUGGAUCCUGCGCCUGGUCACCCGCGAUGCAGUGAGCAUCAACUACCGCGUGCGCUCCAUCUUCGCCGAUGCCAACUUCGAAAGCUUCUCGGUGCGGCGCAAGAUCGAGAUGGCCGAGUUCGACAAGUAUCGUUUCUACGACCUGGAAGACCACCUCCGCCUGUCGCUGGGUUCGCUGGAGGAGGAGCAGCCAGCAGCUCCGGCCGCGGCAGGUCAUGGACCACCAGCUGGCCCCGAAGUUGAUGACUUGGGCGAGGAGGAGCAGGAGAAGGAGACGGAGCAGGGAUUGCGCCAACUUAAGCAGUUCGUGGUGGAGGGACCCAGUGUCUACGAACACAUCAUGGCACCCGAGUUCCAGCUGCAGGACAAGGACCUGGUCACGUCGAACCAGCUGUUCAACUACAACUGCAAGAUACGCUACUACCUCAAUGAUCCGCUCAAGCAGGAGUUCAACAAGCUCUUCCACGAGGCGCAGCAACUCAAGCAGGACACCAUCGACAGUGUGCUGAACACGAACGCGGUGCUCAACAAGAUCUACGACAACAUGAACAUCAUGCUGCGACUGCUCAACAUGGACCAGUUCCAGCCGCCCGAGCUCACGAUGCCCGGACUGGAGCAGGACGAGGUGAUCAAGCGGAUCAUGGAGGUGGACGACUCGGAGAUCAAGGCGGUCAACCGGCGGAAGCCCAAGACCAUCGACACGGGCGGCAAGAAGGGGAGACUGCUGCUGUGGAGCACCGAGUUCUGGGCUCGAGCCCUCGUCGUCAUGAUGGACGGCGUGCUGGAGAAGUUGUGGGAGGAGGAGAUCAAGAAAGACAUCCCCGAGCCGGAGUUCGUGCAGAAGAAGCAGCCGCACGAGUACAAUCUCGAGGAGCAAAAAAUCUACCGGGCCUACGAGGAGGCAGUGCAUCUGCUGGAGCUGGACCGCCGCAAGUACCUGCGCAUCCUGCACGAAAACGAGGAGAAAACGCUGGCCCUGAAGGCCAGCCACAUUCUGAAACUCAAUCAGCGGGUGGCCGAGCUGAUGGUCACGAAACUGAAGUACGACUUUGCCCUGAAACAGGGACAACUGCGUCUGCUCACCCUCGAGCAGAGCAACUUCGGCCGCGUCCAGUUGCGAAAGCGGUACAGCAUGUUCCGCAAGGACAUCGACAAGCUGACCGAGUACAUGACGCGAUAUGGCUAUCUCACGGACUUCUACGAAAAGGCCUUUCUGGAUGUCAAAACGCGACUGGAGGCCCAGCAAACUCGCGAUCGGACCGUCGAGCGCCAGUUUCGCAGCCAGUUCUUGCCCCUGGUGCCACAUGCCACCCACGAAAUGACCAAGCUCUUCAAGAAACGGCCCAAGCUGCCCAGCAAGAUCUUCAACUCGAUGCUCAUCUGCAUGGAGGCCGCGAACAAGCUGAGUGGCAAGCCCAGCCAUCGCACACCGUUCCCCUUGGCCGACGAUGUCCUCGAGUUCCUCAACUACCUGGCCGAGUUCGACCAGCCCAAACAGUGUCCCCCGCAGGUGGACGCCAAGUCCUGGGACACCUUCGUCAAGCUGCGACGCCAGAAGACGGAGAGCGAGCUGCGGAUCAAGGGCAUUGGGUACCAGCUGCUCGACAGCCAGAUCUACUUGAAUGCCCUCGUCAAGGACCUCGCGGCACUCAAGGAGUCCAAGGUGUUGACGCUGCACUAUGCCGAGGAGAGCAUACAAACUUACUUGGAAAAAAUGAGAAACAUGACGAUCCAGUUGACCCUCACAAAGGGCCAGGUUGAAGUCUCGGUACUGGGUAAGUUCACCAAGCUCACCAACACAGUUCUCAUGCACGUGGACGACAUCAACGAUGUGAAUUUUCAAAUACAGGAAGCCGGUAACAAAAAGAUCAAGGCCAUGCAGAGGGUGGCCGUUUUCAGGCGCCAGGUGAUCUUCAAGGAGUGGGAACACAAGCUGUACAAGGCCAAUAUAGCCUACCUUAAAUACAUGCUGGAUGCCAUCGAGAAGUGCAAGGUUUCGAUGGAGUUCCUGAACAUUCUGCGCAACUGGGAAAAGGUCAAGACCGAGCGCCAGAAGUACAUGGGCGGGGCCAUCGAACGAGUGAUCGAGCAAAAGAUAGCCGCCUUCAAGAAGAACAUCGAUCGAGUGAACAUCAAAAUCGACUCGGUCAAGGCCCAAACCCUGGAAGUAAAGCGCAGCAAUCACGCCAUCGAUUUCAAAAUCGAGCGGAUCAAGGUGGACGUCACUUUUCAGAACACUCUGCGCGAUACUAUGAUGGAGGAGAAGCGGGAUCGCGAGCAGCGCGAGCGCAUGUCGCAGAUCAAGACCCAUCGUCAGCUGAUGGAGAAUGUGCGCCGCCACUACGCCCAUGUGCUGGAAUUGCAGACGAUACUGGAGCUCCUCCGUCUGCGAACCUACCCCACCCUGGGCCCGCCCCUGCCCCAAUGUCAUCCGCCCGUGCCGGAGCACAUCCUCAGUUCGGUGCCCUAGGAGAACUUCAACCCGUCCAGCCGGCAGACCGGUCCAUUGGACCAAGUUCCAGCCACUUGGCGAAAUUGCAAUUAAAUAUUUUCAUAGCGCCAAAUGAAAAUUUAUUAGUGGUUCUGGGGAGCUGGGUGCUUUAGACUGCCGCUGCCACUUAAUUUGGUCUGUUUGUGUCUGUGUCUGGAGCAAACACCAAGACGAGGCAUAAA